UCUUGUUCAUGUGAACGUGUUGACAUUUAGUCGUAUAAUUCUUAAUCUAUGCAUUUAGUGCUGAAAACAACACAAAGUUACAAUUGUGAACAAUAUAUCAUGUGUUAAUGAACUGUUAACGAUUGAAGUGAAUAUGUACUGGUAGUAAGCGUGCAAAGGUGGACAGACAGAACCAACCACCAAACAUCUGUUCACUUGUAUUCUAACAAACAAACGAUAUCUGUUAUCGAGGUGAUUACCAGGAGAAUUUAAUCAUGGAAAUAGCUAAAUCUCUAUUUAGGGAUCACCGUGAUCAUGAGGGAUAUGUUGGCAAAGAAGACAACAAUAAACGUGAAUUGGAGUUGGCUAUUUCCGAAAUUGAGGAUGAGGAGAGUCUGGCGGAGUCUUUUCAUGAGGGGGUGUCAAUGAGUGAAUUGCUGACACCUAAUCCAGGUGGGCCUUUUUCUGCUCUCACACCUUCAAUGUGGCCGCAGGAUAUAAUGGCCAAGUUGUCAGUUGUUCCAGAAGAUCCUAAUUCACAACCUGAAUAUAGAUAUGAUGAAUUUGGCUUCCGUGUGGAUGAAGAAGACGGCCCUGAACAAAGUUCCAACAAAUUGCUUGGUAUACCCUUCGUCGAAGAUCCCCAGCAUCGUUUAAACUGGGUCGCGCACUUGGAAUUCUCCCACAACAAAGAAGUCUCGUCUCUCAGCUGGGAAAAAGUCGAGGUUCGUCUACCACAAACCGACAAACUACGCACAAUGGUACUUGAGGGUGUGCCGCAUUCAAUGCGCCCACAACUCUGGCUGCGAAUGUCUGGCGCACUUGUCAAGAAGCAACAAUCCGAGUUAACUUACAAAGACAUUGUGAAAAUGUCCAGUAAUGAUUCGUUGAUGACUUCGAAACAGAUUGAAAAAGAUUUGCUGCACACAAUGCCCACAAAUGCUUGUUUUAGUAACAUUAACAGCACUGGCAUUCCCAGAUUAAGAAGAAUACUGCGUGGAAUUGCUUGGUUGUAUCCGGAUAUAGGAUACUGUCAAGGAACUGGUAUGAUUGCCGCAUCACUACUGCUUUUACUCGAAGAAGAAGACGCUUUCUGGAUUAUGGUCACCAUUGUAGAAGAUCUCCUACCAGCUUCCUAUUACAGUUCGACUCUGAUCGGUAUCCAGGCUGAUCAGAAAGUCCUGAGGACUUUAAUUACGAACUUCCUGCCGGAUGUCGAUGAAACAUUAAAUCACGACAUUGAGUUGUCGCUCAUCACAAUGAAUUGGUUUCUCACUUUAUAUGCGAGCGUGGUUCACAUGAAAAUCCUUUUAAGGAUCUGGGACCUUUUGUUUUUUAAUGGUUCGUUAGUUUUGUUUCAAAUUGCGCUCGGGAUGUUGAAGAUGCGCGAACCGGAAUUGAAAAGAUUGGAGAAUUCGGCAGCGAUUUUUAACGCCCUGUCGGAUAUUCCGGGAGAUAUCGACGAUGUGGAGAAGUUAUUAGAAGUUUCAAUGCAAGUGGCAUCAUCUCUGAAUGAUGUGAUGAUCGAGGCAUAUCGUAGAAGACAUUUGGCGUAUUUAAUGGCGGAUCAGGGCGCAUUGGUUGGCAAUCCGGAAGCUGCUCCGAAUCUACCCAAACAACACCUUGCACGUCGACAAGUGAAGAAAACUAAGUCUGUUAUACAAUUGUUGCUUUUCAAUGAGAAUGGUUCAAGUGAUUUGAAAUGCAAGAAUAUCAAACAGACUGAAAUAUUGGUUGAUUUGAGGGAAGGAAUAUUACAGAUUGUACGACAUUUUCUACAAGUCGAUCCCAAAUUGAGUACGGAAAUAUCUUUAGUAGCUGAUUAUUCGAUGGAAAGUCAUGCUGCUGAUCAUUCCAAUUAUAUUAAUGUUUCCAAGAAUAGAAAAAGGCGUGCUAAGGCUUUACUAGAUUUUGAGCGUCAUGAUGACGACGAAUUGGGUUUUCGCAAGAACGACAUCAUCACAAUUAUCAGCCAGAAGGACGAACACUGCUGGAUCGGUGAAUUAAACGGACUUAGGGGCUGGUUUCCUGCUAAAUUCGUUGAAUUAUUGGACGAAAGAAGCAAACAAUACAGUUGUGCGGGUGAUGAUAGCAUAUCCGAGACAGUGACGGACUUAGUAAGAGGAACACUUUGUCCUGUUUUGAAGCACGUGCUGGAACACGGCAUGAAACGUCCGAAUUUCCUUGGGGGACCUUGUCAUCCAUGGUUGUUUAUCGAAGAAGCGGCGACGAAAGAAGUUGAAAAAGAUUUCAACUCUGUCUACAGUCGAUUGGUACUGUGUAAGACUUACAGACUGGAUGAAGAUGGCAAAGUUUUAACUCCAGAAGAAUUACUUUAUCGUUCUGUACAAGCGAUAAAUCUCUCUCAUGACAAUGCACACGCACAGAUGGAUGUAAAACUUCGAAGCUUGAUUUGUCUCGGUCUGAACGAGCAAGUUUUGCACCUUUGGUUGGAGGUUUUGUGUUUAUCCAUUGACAUUGUACAAAAAUGGUAUCAACCAUGGUCAUUCAUCUACAGCCCUGGCUGGGUGCAAAUUAAAUGCGAUUUACGCAUUCUAUCACAACUCUCAUUCAAUCUUAACCCCGAUUGGGAGCUACCCGUUAAGAAAGAGCCCAACAACCAGCCACUCAAAGACGGCGUUCGUGACAUGCUAGUGAAACAUCACUUGUUCAGCUGGGAUAUAUAAUCAAGACGAAGAUAGUUUAUAACCAAUUGACGUCCAUCCAGAUAAUUGUUAACAAAUGACUGAUGAUUAUUUUUUGGGACAUUUUCACAUUUAGCUCUAACUGAAUAAUGAGAUCUCGUACUAAUCGUAAUAAUUGUUCAUCUAUUAAUUUAUUACACUAUUUAACGUUUCUAAACUGUUUAGCUUUAUAUUUAUGUUGAAAAUGUGAUAAACGCAUAUUUAACUCAUGUGUCUACAGUGUCUUAUCAUCUAUAUAUGUUGUUGGUUGCUUGCAUUAAAGAGCAAGCAAAUGAUAUGUCUUGUUUUCUAAACGCCCACGCAUUAGGUUUCUCAAAUUUUCCAAAUUUUGUAUGGCAACCUGUACAAAUAAAGCAUUUUGAGAUUUCAUAUUUGAAUCUAAAA
Molecule: messenger RNA, 3068 nt
Organism: Dalotia coriaria
Lineage: Eukaryota; Metazoa; Arthropoda; Insecta; Coleoptera; Staphylinidae
Product: small G protein signaling modulator 3 homolog
Molecular function (GO): protein binding
Source: RefSeq, a predicted model, not a curated record